Molecule: messenger RNA, 1176 nt
Organism: Pyricularia pennisetigena
Lineage: Eukaryota; Fungi; Ascomycota; Sordariomycetes; Magnaporthales; Pyriculariaceae
Exons: 1
Coding region: 1-1176 (391 amino acids)
Source: RefSeq, a predicted model, not a curated record
AUGAACGCCGCUGCAGCAGCAAGAGCGUCCAUCAUCCGGACUUCGAUGGUCCCGAUCCCCGCCGGCCUCGCCUACAGCAACGAUGUCGAAUCCAUCCAGAGGCCGCCGCCAACGCAGGGCAUGCAGGGCCGGGACGUGGGCCCCAGGAGGCGAGCGGUAGAGAACCCAUCGGACGACGUCAGCCCCGAGGAGCGGCGGCGCGUGAUCCAGGUGCUCGACUACCUCGAAUACAAGGCGCGAUGCGACUACGAGCGCCAGCAGCAGCAUCAGCAACAGCAGCCGUCGUCGGGGCAAAAGUCGGGCUUCUACACGGCCGGGCCCAACGACAGCGUCGACUCGCUCAACAAGCCCCCGCCCGACGUGGUCAUCGAGGUCGACGCCUCCAGCCGCGGCAGGAUCGUGCGCAUGUUCACCGUCUUCCCCUACCGGGACAUGAGCUGGGUCGUCGCCUUCGGCUUCGUCCUGGGCAGCAUCGUCUUCAUGGUCAACGCCGUGCUCGGCGUCCUGCCCGUCAUCGACCCGGCCCUCGCUUUCCCGACCCUCACGACCGUCGCCCUGCCCGCCACCAUCCUGCUCGGCGCCGUCUUGUUCCUGGUGUCCGGGUGCCUGGGCAUCGUCUCCGCCUUCAACGCCGACCGCGGCACCGUCGAGGUCCCCAUCAAGGGGGCCAUGAGCGGCGCCAACUACCGCCCGGCACUCAUCGGGUCCGAAAGCUGGGUCUGGAUCCCCUCGGCCGCCAUCUUCGCCAAGGUCGCCCAGACCCUCCCCUUCCAGGCCGGCGCCUUCCAGCUCACCGGCGGCAUGAUCCUGUCCGUCUCGGCCUUCGCCGGCCUGCCGGGCCUGCUGAACCCGGAGGAGAACCUGACCCUCUUCCAGGCGCUGGUCUUCUUGCCCCAGGUCAUCGGCGGCUCCAUGUUCACGCUCGCCAACGUCGCCCUCACCAUGUUUGUGCAGGACAGGUGGUACAAGCCCAAGCCGUCGUCGGCCGACUGGCAGGGAGGGUUCUGGAACGCCGUCGGCUCCUCGGGCUUCGCCAUCACCGGCGUCUUGUUGCUGCUGGGGGAUUCGAACGGCGCGGCAUGGACCAGUCUCUACGGGAGCGCUGCUUUUUUGAUGGGCAGCGUCAUUCAGCUGUACGCACUCAUGGAGUUUCACCCCACGCCCUGGGCUGCUUAG